UGUGGUUUGGAGCUGCAGGUGUAUCCAGGUGUGCGUUCGUUCGGUCAGCGGAUGAUUUACUGGGACUUUGUGGCGGUUUCAGCCCUUUAAAACAGGAUGAAGAUGUUGGCGGUGUUCCUGCUCCUCCUGAAAGUUUCCCAGCAUGCCCUGGCUGUGCUGGUGGAGGUGUAUGCAGGAGAAAAGUCCAUCCAGCUGCCCUGUCAGUACUCAGGGUUUCCACCUGAGGACGAUCCUGCAGUGAUGUGGACUCGCAGUGAUCUGGAUCCCAAAUCUGUCCACCUGCUCCGAGAAGGAGGAGAUGAUCUUAGAGGACAAAACCAGCGUUACAGCGGACGCACAUCAGUGAGGUCUGAUGCUCUGGACUCUGGAGACUUAAGCCUCACUCUGAGGAACCCACAACUGACUGACAGCGGCAGCUACACCUGCUCCAUCAGUGAUGGAAGAGAAGAACGGAGUCUGACAGACAUACAGCUGCAGGUCAAAGACCAGCAGGUGGAGGUGAAGGUGGAGGAAGGCUCAGAGUCUGUCAUCCUGCCCUGCAAAACAACACCUGACCUGCCCGAGGACACCAGGGUGGAGUGGACUCGCUCUGACCGAGCACUCAUGAUGGUCCAUCUGUAUUCUAAUAGAAGUGACAACCCUGAAAAUCAGCACUGCCGUUACUGCGACCGCACAAAGAUGAAUGAAGACCUGCUGAGAACUGGAGACCUUAGUCUGACCCUGAAUUACCCCACACAGAGAGACACAGGAGGAUACAUCUGCACCAUCUACAGGGACAAAGACAUCCUGAGACAGAAAGUAGUGCUGCAGGUCAAAGAACCAUUUCCAUCCUGGGUCAAAGUUGUCCUGGUUCUCCUGGUUCUCCUGGCUCUUGGAGGUCUUUUAUUUUUUUUUCGUCAGUAUCUCAUCAGCAUCAUCCCCAAAGUAGCAGCGGAAUCAGGGGUGGAGUCUGUCCAGCUGCCCUUCAAAACCACAGAACACCUGCCUGAAGAUGCUAAAGUGGAGUGGAAGAUUGGUUCAUACAUGAAAGUCCACGUGUAUCAGAACGGCUCUGACCAGGCUGAUGAACAGGACCAGUUUUACGGAGACCGAACGAAGACGAAUGAAGACCUGCUGAAAACAAGAGACCUCAGUCUGACCCUGAAAUACCCCACAGAUGGAGACAACUCCUACUACACCUGCACCAUCUACAGCAGCAAAGGAAACAUACUGAUGAAGAAACAAGUGCAGCUGAAAGUGAAAGUCUAUCAGCUGGAGGUAGAGGAGGGGGUGGAGCCUGUCCAGCUGCCCUUCAAAACCACACAAAACCUACCUGAAGACGUUAGAAUGGUGUGGUGGCGUGAUGAACCCCAACCAAUAAUGUUGAUCCACCUGUAUCAGAACAGCUCUGACCAGCCUGAAGAACAGCACCAGGAUUACAGACACCGAACGAAGGGAGAGCUCAGGCCCAGGAUCAAACAGGGAUCAUCGGGAACAGAAGCAGCUCCAUUGAUCCGACUCCUCUGA
Messenger RNA from Archocentrus centrarchus (flier cichlid), 1506 nucleotides. RefSeq lists its product as uncharacterized. Lineage: Eukaryota; Metazoa; Chordata; Actinopteri; Cichliformes; Cichlidae. The record is from RefSeq and is a predicted model, not a curated record. Gene Ontology annotation, biological process: cellular response to lipopolysaccharide; immune response; positive regulation of T cell proliferation. Gene Ontology annotation, cellular component: external side of plasma membrane. The transcript has 8 exons. The coding region runs from base 97 to 1506 and encodes 469 amino acids.